AUGCGCCAACCCGGUCGAAAGUCCAAGUUCUUCGCCGACGGCAAACUCAUCGCGCGCGAGAGCACCUCCACAGCCCAGCAGCCCGUACUCGGAACCCCAUCGUUUGGAACAAGCUCAUCCACUUCUCCUGCUCCCGAAAGCUCUUCUCGUCCACCCUUUGGGGACCCGUUCAAAACGUCGGAGGCAGAACAUCCGUGGAACGCUUAUCAAUGGUAUACUGCGCUGUCGGACAAGCCUGCAGCAUCUAGCGCGUUCUUCUCAGAUAUUUUCACAUCGCCCAAUACGCGGAAUGAUGAGGACAGCAUCCCACAGCGCUCACCAAACCUCGACAUCAGCCACGUGAACUCCAAACCAUCCACGCAAGACAAUCACAGGGCCACAAUCUCCAAAGUGCUUGCACUCCUUGAAGCUGAACAUAAAGAAAGCGUCUCUAAAUCAGACACCGAUGACUUCGACACUGUUAGUCUUCUUUCCGAGUACGAUAUCAUCGAUCCGGUAACUACGAAGUCCAUGGCGGAUUCCUGGGAGGAAGUACCUACACCACCCGAGACUACGGUUGAUGUCGAACCCAUUGACGACUCCGACUGCGACGAUGAAGAUGACGAGUAUUACUCUGAGUCUUACUUCCAGUCUCACUAG
Molecule: messenger RNA, 639 nt
Organism: Alternaria infectoria
Lineage: Eukaryota; Fungi; Ascomycota; Dothideomycetes; Pleosporales; Pleosporaceae
Exons: 2
Coding region: 1-639 (212 amino acids)
Source: RefSeq, a predicted model, not a curated record